AUGUGCCGUCGCCUGGCGGCGAGCUUGGACCUGAAGUUGGCACUGACGCGGCAGGUCAAAGGCUUCGUCUACGCUGCAGAAGAGAGCAUCAUCCUUAUGGCCACGUGUUUCUUGCGGGACUACAUGCUAGAGGCGGGAGUCAAUCGGGAGGCCUCUUGUGAGGCCAACACGGAACUGAAGCUUCGGGCCGCUUGGCAGCGGAGAAGCUUAGCCAUGGAUCUAGCAGAGAUUGCCAGUUUUACCACGGUGGAGACUUGGGUUCAGUAUUUAUUUGCGCAGCUCAGCAAAGAUCAGCCCAGGGGUUUUUCGAAGAUCACGCUGCAGCAGGACGCUGGUGACCCCAAACCUUUGGACACUGCGAUUGACAGCCUCAAGAGUUCCACGGAAGUCCUGCAGUAUCUGACUCCACUACCGGCACUGCGAGCUCCGCCCACGCCAGUCCCGGGCCAGGAGCGGCCAGCCAAGAUGCAGAAGAGUGUCGAGAAGAUCACGAACACCUUCCUUUUGGGAUUUCGUGGCAUCAGGGACGGUGGCAUUUCGACACUGCGGCUGAACGGGUAUACCCGCGAGUCCUGGCCCGACGUGGUCAAGCUAGAAAGGAAGAAGAACCUGUUGCAGGCGCGGCUGAUGGCCAAGCGACUUGUGAGUGAAGAGCAAUUUUUGCAUUCGGCGUUGGACCCUCCGCUACAGCGAGUGUUGGGCGGGAAGCGCCUGCUGCUGUGGAAAGAGCUCUUGAUCAAAUACGGGUAUGAUGACCUUGCAGUUUAUGAUUUCAUGGCAAAGGGUGUUCCUUUGGUUGGGCAGCACGAUGUUCCCUCUUGUUACCCCAUCCAGCACAGGGUUGCAACCCUGACGGGCGAUGACCUUGAUCGGUCGGCCAUCUGGAGGCGGAAGGCUAUCUUGGGGAAGUUGCGUGGUGAGCCCAACUUGGAACACGUUGCGCAUCUUGAAGAAGCUUGUCGGGAAGAAGUUGAUGCUGGUUUUCUGGAAGGUCCUUUCCUGAGCGAGGUAGCAGUUUCAGAACGUCUCGGCAGAACUGACUGGUCUUUAAUCCACCGUUUUGUGCUGGUUCAAGGAGCCGAAAUGAAAUUGCGGCCUAUUGAUGACUGCAUGGAAUCGCAGAUGAACGCGGCCUACACUUCAACCUCAUACUUGAAACUGCAGGAUGUCGACUAUGUGACGGGUCUUGCGCUUCAGGUGGCAGAAGCGUCCUCAGCAGGGAAACAGCGCCACGGAUCCGGAACGUGGAUGGGCAAGUGUUUGGACUUAUCCAAAGCCUAUAAGCAGCUUGGCAUCUUACCCGCGCACCGGCACUAUGGUGUGAUCUUUUUCCAUGACGCUGCAGGGAAUCCGAAGUUUUACAUUUCGAAUUCCCUCAUGUUCGGGGCUACAGCUGCGGUCUAUGCGUUCAAUCGAGUCAGUCGCAGUAUCUGGUUCCUCAUGAACAAAAUGCUGGUUAUACCUUGCGGCGUUUUCUAUGAUGACUUUCCGCUCCUGUCACCCUGCGAGACCGCUUCCAAUGCCGAUGAGUCGGCGAGCGAGCUACUGGACCUGCUUGGAUGGCGCCAUGCCAGAACUGGACCAAAAGGUUUGCCUUUUGCUUCCUCUUUCAACGUGCUUGGUGCCAAGCUGGACCUAUCUCGUGUGCAGGAGGGCGUGGUGACUCUGGGCAACAAGGAGGGCCGAAUAGCCCGCUUGGUGGAGCGGAUGGGCCUCGCAAAAACUAAUGGGAAGAUGAGUGUUCAUGAGGCUCAAGUCCUUCACGGGUUGAUGAGAUACUCGGUUGGCUUCUUUGCCGGCCGUCACCUGCAUCAAGUCUGCGCAGAGCUCCUCCAGAUGGGGGGCUCCAAUGAUGCCGAACAGGUUGCGUCUUUGGUGGAUUAUGCGGUGUCCAUCCUUUCCAUUUCCAAACCUCGUGAGAUUUCCAUCGGACGUGAAAAGCGUCCCCUUGUGAUAUUCACGGAUGGAGCAUGGGAUAAUGGUGUCGGAGGCCUCGGGGUUGUCGUCGUUGAUACUGCCACCGAUGAGCGUCUGGUUUUAAGUGGCAGUGUGCCUCAAAAGCUGAUCAAUUACUGGAAGGUGAAGGAAAUUGCGGUACCGGAGGAGUUGACGCAGGCACUUUUUGCGAAGCGGCUGGUGAUGUAA
Effrenium voratum is the source of this 2145-nucleotide messenger RNA. Lineage: Eukaryota; Dinophyceae; Suessiales; Symbiodiniaceae. The record is from the annotation of a GenBank genome assembly.